GUUCGUGUUGCAAGUGUUAAGCGGUUAAAAUAAGAAGAAAGAAAAAAGAAACGUAAAAGAAAAGAUUUGACACAAAAUAUUAAAAAACAAAAAUAGUUAUAUAUCAAUAAAAACAAAGAUUAUUUAAAAAGAAAAAAAGUAAUCAAUAAAAAAAAAUAUUUUUUAUAAAUUAUACAAAAAAAAUUAAAUAAAACAAAGUGUUAUUGAAGAAGUGCCUUGAAAAAUACACAACAACAUGUUUUUGUUACAUGUUUAAAGUGUGUGGGUCAAGUUUAUUAACCCACUUUACCUUUUAAAGGAUUUACAAUAAGAAACUGCAGCUGCUGGCCAAACAAACAAAAAACCAACAACAACAGCUCAACGACCUUAAAACCAUAAACUUGUGGUUUGCCAAAUGGUUGUAUUUGCAACAAACGCAACGUAAUAUUUCAACUGCAACUUAAGUCGCAAAUAUUUUUAGCAAUAACAAAAAAAAUGAUUUUACAUCUCCUGCAUGUGGAUUUUAAAACUCAAAAUUGUUUAGGCUUUUUUAGCUUUUCAUUGAUUUGGCUGUUAAUACUGCAUCAUCUGCACACUGCAAUAGGUCAUCCUGGUUGUGCCUUUCACGAUGGCGUUUCGGCGGAAAGUGAAGGUGUACGUUUCAUACGUCUACGUGAAGACGCUGAAACGGGUAAAGAAAUCCUAACACUUAAAGCCUAUCCACGUUCCAAAAUCGCUCUACAAUCUUCCGAUAAUUCAGGAGAUCAUAAAUAUUUUGCCAUACAUGAAUUGAAUACCACCUCAGUGGUAGUAACACUAACAAGAUCUCUGGAAGAUCUUGUUGACAGAGAUGUGCCAAAAAAUCUACUAAAAUUUCGCAUAAUAUGUGCGGCUAAAAAUGAAAAAUUAGAAGAGGGAAGCUAUCUCUCUGUAACAGUGUAUAUAGAAGAUGUUAAUGAUAAUAAACCAGAAUUUCUCAAUACACCCUAUAUAGUGGAUAUAGAUGAGAAUACACCACCCGGCACAAUAGUAUUUGAGGGUAUACAGGCAUUUGAUCGUGAUAAACCGAAUACUCCUAACUCGGAGGUACAUUUCAGUAUGUCUACUGUGCCGGAACAGUUGUCAGCCGAUGGUAGUCCUUAUUUUGCCUUGAAAAGUCCUCAUAGACCUUUGUUGAUUUUGAAAAAGGAAUUGGAUUUUGAUAAUGGCAUACGUUUAUUUAGUCUACCAUUAUUUGCCUGGGAUCGUGGCACUCCAGCAAAUCAGGUUAAUACUACUAUUACGAUAAAUGUUAAAGAUGUCGAUGAUCUGCCGCCCAAAUUUACAGAAGGUGUAUACCGUACAAAGAUCAAUGAAUUUUAUCCAAUGACGGGCAUGCCCAUAAGAAUUCCCUUGUAUUUUGAUCCACCUAUAAUGGCUUUUGAUCAGGAUUCUUUAAAUGCUACUUUAGUUUACGAUAUAAUAUCGGGCAAUGAACGUAAAUUAUUUCGUGUUAAUCCCCAUAAUGGCAUAAUGUAUUUGCAAAAGGAAAUCGAUUUGGAAGAGGAAAGUUUACCGGGAAAUACUUUUGUUUUGCAAAUUGAAGCUAGACAGAAGGAUAAUCCUUUAAAGAAGGCUUUGGCAAGAAUCGAAGUGGAAAUCCUUGAUCUUAACGAUAAUGUUCCCGAAUUUGAAGCUGAUUUUUACAACAUUUCUAUUGUGGAAAAUUUACCCACCGGCUUCAGUGUUCUGCAAGUCAAUGCUAUCGAUCGUGAUCAAGGAGAAAAUGCCGAAUUUCUUUAUAAUCUCAGAGAAGAACCUGAAGCUAGCGGAGCUUUUCGCAUUGAUUCUCGUUCCGGUUGGAUUACUGUACGCGAUGAUCGUUUAUUAGAUCGUGAACAACGUAAAUCGGUCCAUCUAGAAGUAGAGGCUCUGGAGCGUACACCCUCAUACAUGGAGGAUAUUAAUCUUAAGAGACCAGGACCGAGUAAAGUUAAGGUGGAAAUAACACUGCUCGAUCAAAAUGAUAAUACGCCAAAGUUUGAACAUGGAAACUUGUAUGAAUUUAAAGUACCCAUCACAGCCACAGUGGGUUAUGUGAUAGGUCAGGUUGUGGCAUUGGAUCCCGAUGAAGGUCCCAAUGGUAUGUUGUUGUAUGAGCUGCAAAGACCCAAGAAAAGUGGUUACAUACCAUUUCGUUUGGAUAAUAAAAAUGGUACCAUCUAUGUGGCUGGACCAUUGAGAAGGGGAAGAAUAGCGGUGUUUGUGGAGGCCAGUGAUCAGCCUUUAAAUCCUUCUGAAAGACGUUUCUCUUUGGCUGUUAUAACCAUUGAAGUUUAUGCCACCAUUGAUGAUCAGGCUAUAGAUUUUAUAGGAGCACCUUAUGAAUUUUGGGUAGGAGCUAGUGCUCCUUUGGGCACUUCAGUGGGCCAGGUGCGUACUACCCUAAUUUACGAGGGUGAAGAUGAAAUUAUGUAUGAUCUUUUGCAUACCUAUUCGGAAGGAGUACCCUUUGCCAUAGAAGAAAGAUCGGGUAUUAUUACAGUUAUCAGAGAAUUGUCAGAAUUCACUCGCAAAAUUUAUUAUUUUGAGGCAGUGGCUAACUAUCUUUUUGCCAACUCUACACAACCUUUAAAAAUGUCGCGCAGUUCUCAGCCCUUGACUACUGUACCGGCCCCCGAUUUAACCGAUGAAGGAGUGUUAAUAACAAAUGUUACCAUACAUGUGGUAACAAAACCUGAAGCUCGUAUUCCUCUUAGGCCAGUUAUAGAAGAAAUUAACAUGAACAUUAUAAAAUUCCACAUUGAAGAAAACAUAGUCGGAGGCAUAAUUGGCCAGUUAUUGUAUAAAAAUGGCAUAAAUAUUGUUAACAAUGAUUUGGAAUCCUAUAGAAGUCUUCCCGCAGAAACCAAUGUUACUCUAAAUUCCCGAUUUCGUAGCAGAAAUCAAAGACAACAAAUACGCAAACGUUUGCCUAGACGUUUAGUCCAGGAUAAUAAUAUAAAACUGCGCUAUAUUAUAGCCAAUCAGCAGGAAGUUAUUAAUAAAAUUACCAUAACCGAAGAUGGCACUUUGCUGACCUUAACCGGUUUGGAUCGAGAGCUAAAAGAUAAAUAUGACCUGACAGUUAUAGUGGAAUACACAACCGGUUUGGUGAGUGGUGCUGGUAUUUAUCAAGUAGAAAUUAAAGUUGAUGAUGUCAAUGAUAAUGCUCCAGAAUUUGGUGAUGUCACAUAUAUGGGUUUGAUUAAGGAGAAUAGCGCAAGAGGUUUGGAAGUGGCCCUAAACAAGCCUGUUCUUAUAUCUGAUAAAGAUUUGGGUAAAAAUGCUGAAUUUAAAGUGGUCUUACAAGGCGAUUAUAGUGAAAUGUUUAAAGUGGAACUGGUAAAUCAAGAUAAUGCCACCGUUUUAAAUACUCCACAAAUAUUUGAUGUCUAUAAUUUAACCGAACAAUGGAAAGAAGAUUUUAGAUAUCUGGAAAUGCAAACCGAUUUAAAACCCAUCAAUGUGAAAAUGAACAAUCAGCCAUUCUUCAAAAUUUCUUACUCAGGCAUUAAGCCUUUAGAUCGUGAAAAGGAACAAAUUUACUCCCUCAAAAUUUUAGCUGUUGACAGCGGCGGUCUAACUUCUUAUGCCAAUUUGAAUAUUCUUAUAGCAGAUGUUAAUGACAAUGCUCCCAUGUUUGAGAGGAUAUCAGUGUUCAAAGACUCCAAAGUGGAGAUAAGGGAAUAUACCAAUGAUAUGGAAAUAUAUUUUGUGGAAUCAUCUACCAAUCUAAUGCCUACCAUGGCUGCUUUGUCUUCAAAUAUAGUAAUUCCUCCCUAUUUCUUACCCGGUUCUCCCCGUUUGCAUACCGCAGAAGGUAGCUUCAAUAACACCCAAGCAGCAAGACCAAGAUCUAGAUCUAGAAUGCGUGCUAGAUCUAGGAUAACUAGAGCCAUGUUACCUUUACAUAAAUGUCCUUUAUUUGCCGUCUAUGAGGAUACUCCAGUUUUAACCAAAAUUCUGCAAGUUACCGCCACAGAUGAAGAUUUUGGUCGUAAUGCCCAAAUACAUUACGAAGUGACCGCGGAACAUGUAGAUCGCUUAACACCACUCCAAUUAAGCAAUAAACACCAUAAUAUUAAAUAUUUUGCCAUAGACAAAUUAACGGGAGAGGUAUUAGUGAACUAUCCCCUAAUAGCCAACGUUGAAAUUAUGCUGAAUAUCACCGCCUCCGAUAUUGAUAAUCUACAAGAUACUACCUGUUUACGAUUUGUGGUCAUAGAUGUUAAUAAUCAUGCUCCGGUCUUUAAGAAAUCUUGGUAUAGUUUUGAUACACAAGAGGGAGACUAUAAAGAUUCGGUAUUGGGUCAAGUGGUAGCGGUAGAUUUGGAUUUUGGCGAAAACUCCAAUAUUUCGUAUUCUCUCAGUGAAACAGAUUUGCCAUUUAGAAUUAAACCCGUAUCGGGUGUCAUUAAGAUAAUAUCAUAUUUGGAUAGAGAAAUCAGAGACAAGUAUACAUUCCAGGUCAUAGCCACAGAUAAUGCUGAGCCGUUAUACCGGCUCUCCUCUUACGUAGAGGUGGAGGUUAAUGUUUUGGAUUUAAAUGACAAUAAACCUGAAUUUAUUGGUUACGAUGAUGUUACCAAGGCUGAGUUAUAUAUACCAGAUGUAGCGGAUAGAACUAUGAAGGUGCCUUUGUAUAAGGCCUUCUUGGAUCGUAAUACCAAACCGGGCAUGUUUGUUAAACAAGUUAAUGCCAUAGACAAGGACUACAUAGGCAAUGGCAAUGGUUUGGUGUUGUAUUCUUUGUUGCAUCAAGAAGGUCAUGGAGUACCAGUGUUCCAUAUAGAUUCCCGGGAAGGUUCCAUUACCACCAUUAGCAAUUUUAAAGGCUACAAUGAUUAUGAACAUUUAAAUGUCACGGUCAUAGCUGCAGAUUUAGGCAGCCCUUCUCUAAGCUCCACGGCCAUAGUAUUGGUUAACCUGCAGGGUCAAGCAAUAAUAGAAACCACCACUCCUAAACCGGAAGAAGUUUUAAAUUUUCAAAAUGUUUCCCUAUUCCAACAUCAAUACUAUGAAAUACAACUAUUGGAGAAUAAUGAAGAACCCACCGAACUUUUGAAAAUAAACUUUACUAAGGAUUUUAAUCCAGAAUCAUUGCGCUGGUCUUUAUGGGUGGAGCAGGGUUUAGAAAACCAAGAAGAGAGUCAGGAACUAUUUGAAUUUGACGCCAAAACUUCAACUCUGUAUGCCUUAAAAUCAUUCGAUCGUGAACAAAAUGAUCAUUACCAAUUGCGUCUUAAAGGCGAGAAACCAAAUCGUGAGGCUCGAACAUAUACCCAUUUAUCCUAUCCCGUUAUCGAUGAACGUUUAGAGGGCUUGGAGAACAACGAAUGUCGUUUGGUGUUGAAAAUUCUAGAUGAAAAUGAUAAUGCUCCCAAAUUUAAACAAUCCGGUCAACCCAUCAUAUCUGUUGUACCUCGUUCAGCAACAUUUGGUUAUCCCAUUACUCGAGUUGAAGCUAUUGAUCCUGAUUUGGGCCUGAAUUCCGAAAUACGUUAUCGUUUACUCAAUGAACAUUCACAUCUUUUUGGUAUUGAUGAGACUACGGGCAAAAUUCGUUUGAUUGCCAAUAUAGAACCUUCCAAUGAUCGUGUUUAUGGUUUUGAUGUUAAGGCCACAGAUCGUGCUGGAGCUGAUGAUGGUCGCAGUAGUAUUGUAAAUGUUUUUGUUUAUAUUAUCGAUGAAAAGAAACAAGUGCGUAUUGUGGUGGCCGGCAAACCGGUAGAUGUGGAGAAGAAAAUCGAUGCUUUAAUGCAGGGCCUAAGUGAGGCCAUUGGUAUGGAAGUCAGAGUGCGUUUGUUGGAACCUCAUAUUGGUGGUUUGGAACCGGCCACCGAUGCCUAUAUUUAUGCCGUCGAUUAUCGCUCGAAUUCUGUAGUUGAAAUGGAACAGCUACAAGAAUCUCUGGCUGCCAUACAACUUGACACGCUACAACAUCAUCAACAACAACAACUUUUACAAAACAAUCCCAAUGGUCCCUGGGAUUCUAGUAAGGCAAUGCCACGUAUUAUAGAAUUAGCCGAAUUUGGACAAUUGCCGCGCAAAUCUACCCACAGUGCAACAUUCUGGAGUAGUUUAGAAAUAGUAGCCAUUGUUCUGGUGGCAUUUUGCGGCAUAGGAGCAGCCCUCACAGCACUGUGUUUUAUGUGUAUGCGACAGAAAACGUGGUCUUUGGUCACAACAAGAAUUUCCAUCAUCCGAAACUGGUUUAACAUAUACUAUAGCACGUGCUGGUCUAGAUUCAUGUCGUAGACGCCAUCAUCAAACACAAACAGUAACACAAGAUCCACAUCUUCAACAACUACAAAGACAAAGUCAACAAUCAUUGUGUUCUUCUGGCAAGACACAAUCGACAGCGGUGGCAACACAAAAACUAUCUCAAGACUGGUCAGCUGCCAAGCUGCAAUCACCACAACAUCAUCAAACGCAACCUCUCAGUCAGUCUCAUUCAUCAUUAUCAAAACAGCAUUCUUCAUCAUCUCACUAUCAUCAUCAACAUGCUCAUCAUCAUCAUUCCCAUAAUAAUACUAAUCAACAAACACAACAAGCUCAAAAUAACACACAACAUCAAUAUGUUCCUCAAAUACAACAUCAGCAUCAACAUCAUCAUCAGCAUUUAAAUAACGACUGUUUAGAUUAUAUUGAGAUUUUUCCAUAUUUACGUGAACCAGUUGUUGAAAAUACCACACUACCAGAGUAUAUAUUUUGUAAUCAAACACACUCAAACAAAAUAGUGUCGCCACAAAGUAGCAAAAGCAGCAACAAUAACAAAAAUAACAACACCAGCAUCAACAACAUCA
This is a messenger RNA of Lucilia sericata (common green bottle fly), 6806 nucleotides long. RefSeq names its product cadherin-89D (gene Cad89D). Lineage: Eukaryota; Metazoa; Arthropoda; Insecta; Diptera; Calliphoridae. Gene Ontology annotation, biological process: homophilic cell-cell adhesion. Gene Ontology annotation, molecular function: calcium ion binding. Gene Ontology annotation, cellular component: plasma membrane. Bases 475 to 6258 code for a protein of 1927 amino acids. The transcript has 12 exons. The record is from RefSeq and is a predicted model, not a curated record.